AUGUCGGUCGAAGUAGCGACAGGAACGCCAUUGGCAGAAGCUCUCCAGAACGCUGUGCAACCCAAGCUCGCCGAGGUUGGAUGGAGCACCGGUGCCGCCGACGACUCAGCGCUGGCCGAGUACAUCAUCCUCAUGCUCGUUAACGGCAAGACCCAAAACCAAAUCGCCUCUGAACUAUCAAACGACCUGCUCGGUCUUGGACCGGAAGAUCCCAGCGCCAACGAUUUCGCGACAUGGUUAUUCGAUCAGGUCAACAGUCUGAACGCUCAACUCAAUGGAGGUCAAGAUGCGCAAAUGGGUGCGGCGCAACCUGCCGAUGUCACAACUACUCCCCGAGACCAAGCUGGCCAAGAUCAGACCAUGGGCGAUGGAGGCGACUCGCUGCCUGAAGGCGCAAUGUAUGUCGCAACACGCCAUGCUUGUAUGACAAAUUCACUAACCAGAGCUAGCCCUACCGGACCCAAGUCGAUGCGCAAUGGUGCUGGCAAGCAACAACGGGGUGGUCGUAUGCUCGGACAGAUGAACAAAGCCCUGGACCGAACAGGUGAUGCUGCGCUACACAGGAUAAGAGGUGGUGGUGGUGUCGGAAGAAUCAACACACACAACAACCGUGAGCCUCCCAAGGGCCCUCGCAACAUGGGCAACCGUAUGCAGAACAUGGGCCAGAUGAACUCGCCCAUGUCGCCGAACGCUGUCAUGGGAGCCAACCCGCAACAACAGAUGCAACUAUUCAAGAUGCUGGAAGAGCAGUCACGAAUGAUGGCUCAGAUUCUCGGUCCCGGACAACAAUUUCCCAAUGCCCCUGCGAUCAACCCUGCAUUCUUCAACGGUCAGCAACAACAGCAACAGGGUCAGCAAGGAAAAUCACUGUUUGAGCGUGUUGAGAAGCCGAGGAAAAACAGCAACUUCAAGAACAAUCAGCGACCUAACGCAGGAGGAGACGACAUGGAGACGGACGCUCCUGAGAACGCCGACUCUGAGCAAAAGGAACCAUCAACCAUCGCCUGCCGCUUCCAGCUCUCUUGCACAAACCCUUCAUGUCACUUCGGUCACCAAUCUCCCGCCGCACCUCCUGGUAUCGCACUCGAUCUCACCGACAAGUGCCCCUACGGCGCCGCUUGCACAAACAAGAAAUGCGUCGCUUCCCACCCCUCGCCGGCGCAAAAACGCGCACACCUGUCCACCCAAGUGGAUUGCAAAUUCUACCCCAACUGCACCAACCCGAACUGCCCCUUCAAACAUCCCACCACACCACCAUGCAGGAACGGCGCCGAUUGCCCUGAACGUGACUCUGGCUGCCAGUUCUCUCACAGCGACAUCAUGUGUCGCUACACACCUUGUUUGAACCCUAACUGCCCGUACCGCCACAACGAAGGACAAAAGCGCAGUGCCAACUGGACGAAUCCCAAACACGUCAGCGACCGUACUUUCGUCACCGAUGCAGACGGCGAUGAAGAGUUGAUCAUACCCGGCUCCAGCAGUGUCGAAGGAGUGGACGGUUCGCAAGUACAAGCACAGCAGCAACAACAACAAGCACAGCAGGCGCAAAAGCAAGGGCAGAACAACCAGGGUGAUGCAGAUGGCAUUGCUUAG
Messenger RNA from Aureobasidium pullulans EXF-150, 1593 nucleotides. RefSeq lists its product as uncharacterized. Gene Ontology annotation, molecular function: poly(A) binding; metal ion binding. Gene Ontology annotation, cellular component: cytoplasm; nucleus. The record is from RefSeq and is a predicted model, not a curated record. Bases 1 to 1593 code for a protein of 530 amino acids. The transcript has 2 exons. Gene Ontology annotation, biological process: regulation of mRNA stability. Lineage: Eukaryota; Fungi; Ascomycota; Dothideomycetes; Dothideales; Saccotheciaceae.